This is a messenger RNA of Dicentrarchus labrax (European seabass), 2128 nucleotides long. It is a transcript of the gene mars2, whose product is annotated as methionyl-tRNA synthetase 2, mitochondrial. The record is from RefSeq and is a predicted model, not a curated record. The transcript has 3 exons. Gene Ontology annotation, molecular function: ATP binding; methionine-tRNA ligase activity. Lineage: Eukaryota; Metazoa; Chordata; Actinopteri; Moronidae. Bases 301 to 2085 code for a protein of 594 amino acids. Gene Ontology annotation, biological process: methionyl-tRNA aminoacylation.
CCGGAAGAACUGCUAACCUUGACAAGCGAGCACAACACAUGCGCUGCUGGUUCAGAAAAACAAAGGAUAAAAUAUAAUGAUUCCUGACAGUUUCAUGGAAAAUAUCUACCAGGGCUACUGUAUGAUCUCCCAGCAGUACUUGCGGUAGUGGUUGCUUUUCUCCGCUUGUGAGUUUUUUCUGCGAAAAACUCAAUCUUUUAGCUAGCUAAAUGAAAGGCUAGCACUUACCAAACCAGUACUGCCGUCUGCACCAGUUAAACACCGUCUGCUGGACUUCAUGUUGGCUUCGCCUGCUGUCCAAUGAUGAGGACUCCUUUUGUGUUUGUAUCGAGAAGCUGUAAGGCUGUUCACAGACUGCAAUCUUUCUCACCAAUUUCAGCUCUGUGGCGACAUCAGAGGAUCGAUGUGUUGAGAUACUCGAGCACACAUGUCUGCAAAGACGACAGGAGUUACUACAUAACCACUCCCAUCUUCUAUGUCAAUGCUGCUCCUCAUUUAGGACACUUGUAUUCAGCUGUGAUAGCUGACUGCUUACACAGGUAUAAGCUACUUAAGGGCUUCAACUCAAAGUUUGCAACAGGCACUGAUGAACAUGGCUUGAAAAUCCAACAAGCUGCUGAAGCUGCAGGAAAAGAUCCCCUGAUCUUCUGCACCGAUGUGUCUGAGAGGUUCAAGCAUCUCUUCAGCAGCUGCAACAUAUCGUACACAGACUACAUAAGAACCACUGAGCAGAGACACCACGAGGCCGUGAAGCAUUUCUGGUCAGUGCUCUGGAACAAAGGGUUAAUCUACAAGGGCAGUUAUGAAGGCUGGUACUCCACCCAAGAUGAAAGCUUUCUCACGCCAAUACAGGUGGGCGAUGCUUUGGACUCAACAGGAAAGGAGAUCAAGGUAUCGCUGGAGAGUGGCCACAAGGUGGAGUGGAUGAAGGAGGAGAACUACAUGUUCCGUCUGUCUGCACUUCGGUCUCAGUUACUUGACUGGCUCAAAGGAAAUCCCCGGGCCAUACAGCCAGAGCGUUUCUACCGGGCUGUUCUCCAGUCGCUACAGGUGGACCUUCCUGACCUCUCAGUCUCCCGCCAGAGCAGCCGCCUUCAGUGGGGCAUCCCAGUCCCGGGUGACGCCGAACAAACCAUCUAUGUGUGGCUAGAUGCUCUGGUGAACUACCUCACAGUAGCUGGCUACCCAGAUAAACACGACCAAUGGUGGAACGUGGCCCACCACAUUAUCGGAAAGGACAUCUUACAAUUUCAUACCAUCUACUGGCCCUCUUUUCUUCUAGGGGCUGGACUGCCUCUGCCACAGACAAUACAUGUGCACUCGCACUGGACAGUAGGAGGAAAGAAGAUGUCUAAAAGUUUGGGUAAUGUAGUGGAUCCCCUUGAACGCACACAGAUGUUCACAACUGAUGGCAUGAGGUACUUUCUUCUGCGUCAGGGUGUCCCCGACUCAGACUGUGAUUACACAGAUAACAAAGUCAUCAAGGUGCUUAACGCAGACCUCGCUGACUCUCUGGGUGGUCUGCUUAAUCGUUGCACAGCUCCAGCUCUCAACCCAGCUCAGGUCUACUCCUCUUUCUGCCCUCAGUUCUUCUCAAGUGAACAGAGAGGCAGGGCUGUGGUUGAAGACUACCACAUGUUAGAGGAUGUGAAAAAUCUCCCUGCUGUGGUGGAGCAACACUAUGAGAGCAUGCAUGUGUACAAAGCUCUGGAGGCCAUCAGUGCCUGUGUGAGGCAGACCAACGGGUUUGUUCAUCGCCAUGCACCUUGGAAGCUGGAUAACAGGGACAGUGAAGACCAGCGCUGGCUCAACACCAUCAUCCAUGUCUCCCUCGAAUGCCUGAGGAUUUACGGCACACUGCUCCAACCGGUAGUGCCAGAGAUUUCUAACAAGCUGCUGUCCAGACUCGGGGUGCGACCACAUGAGAGGAGCUGGGCAGAUCUGAACUUCCUGCCAGGGUAUCAGGGAAUGGACUGUCCUUUUGAAGGGAGAGCGCUAGGAUCUCACUCUGGAGUGCUUUUUAGUCGCUUGGAAACUCAUAAUGUAGAUAAACAAAAACCCAAGAAAACAAAGAAAUUGAAAUGAGGAAUUGUUUUUGAUGAUUCAGUCAAUAAAACAAUAAAACUCC